Messenger RNA from Paramuricea clavata, 4805 nucleotides. NCBI's taxonomy places the organism in Eukaryota, Metazoa, Cnidaria, Anthozoa, Malacalcyonacea, Plexauridae. The record is from the annotation of a GenBank genome assembly.
GUUAGUAAUAUAAAAUAUUCUGAGCGUCUCAAGAGGGUAUGGAAUUCAAGAUUUCUGUACUACUUUUGAAGACGCAAAGUCGGUGGUGUAUCUAGCCUGCUCGCAGUCCGAAAUUUUGUUCAAAUGAAAACCAAAAAUGUGUUCAAACUGCUUCAAAAAAUUAAUGGUGGGUGCUGCUGAGCAGGCUAUGGUGUACCUGCAAGCGAAAACUACAUUCAGUGCUCGGGUAUGGUUGGUUAGCGAAAACAAAUUGCCGUGAAAAAAUAGGGUCGACGCGGUGAACUUUCUCACUGAGGCGAAUGACUGAAAUUCGUACUCCAGUUAUAUAGAGAGCUUUAUAGAGCUUCAUUUGGGAAGGCAAAUCUGAAAUUUGUACGAUCUGAGUGGAAACACGCAUCUGACAAAUUUCGGGGGGCAGGAGAAAAAGAAACUAAGAAAGUAAACAAAUAUCAAUCGAAAACCGGUAAAAAUAAAAAUAAAGCUCAAAAGCACCAUUUCAUUCUCAAAACAAAUGAGGAAAGAAAAUAAAGAAGUUCUAACAAUCUUAGGUUUGCGUUGAAAGGUCGUUUCUUUGCUAAUAUGACGUGAAUUUUGGACAAGAAGCCGGAAAUCGAAAGGAGUGAUGGACGAUAGUGAUGGAGCCCUUUUGGAAGAGAACGAAGCUACUCAGAUAUUUUACGCCAAAUACAAACCGAAGGAAAAGCUUGGGGCGUGAGUAUGAAUUGAAAUUGUGCUUGUAGAUGUGUUUGUAGAGUAGUAGAUAGCAGAGACUUAUGCUUGUGGCUGACAGCCUGACACAUGCAUGGUUGCAAAGAUGGCUUGAUUAUAUAUUUAUACGAUUAUAUAACACAUCUGUCUGGCUAUUCAUUAGAAAUCAGAUGCAAUUCAACAUCAUCCCUGCUGAAUAUGUCAAUACUGUGUACAAAAUAAUACACGCCAGCAUUUGCAAUCAAUGAAAAUUAAUGAUCGAUAAGCCAAUUCGAAAUAUCUGGGGGUUUUCACGAGCAACAAAAUUGCUGCAACUUGCAACAAAAUCUGAUUUCAACGCAUGUUAAGUAGAAAUGUUGACAUAUGUUGCCUUGUGAUUUGUAAUUUAUGUGUAAACAUUUUCAAUUAACAUGCAUUGAAAUUUGCAGCAAUUUAGUUGCUCGUGUAACUCCAGCUUUAGAUGCUCUAGCUUGGAAUCUGGCAAAGUUUCUCGCUGGAUGUUAUACCCAGUUUUAGAUGCAUUGCUGACUAACAUGACCAGCCAAAAUAUGAAAAAUUUUCAUUUGUCCAUUGUCUGAGAAAAACUGAUAAAUGUCCGACCAAUUUUUGUAUUGGCCAGAUAUUUGUCAUUCAAAGCAAAAUUAUAGUUAUUUACAGGCCUGCCCAUGCAAAAAAUGUGGAAUAUACAAAAUAUUUCAUUGACAUUUCAUAUCCUAAUCACACAACAAUGGUUUGCAAAUUAAAAGCUAUGUAAUUCUAUAGUUCCAGACCCCAACUAUUAAUUCUGAAAUGCAGAGGUCAUGGGUUAGAGAAUUGCUUGUUGUUUCACAUGUUUUAAUUGUUUUGGUCAGGAGAAAAGUCUACAGUAUGUUUGUUUGAUGUUUGUGUUAUGUGCUGUUUGUUUACAUAAAUAAUGGUCAUUUAUUUUUAGCUGUGAUUUUAAAAGAGGUAGAAUCUGAAACACAUAUAUAGCCAAACCCAGACCUGCCAACCCUUGAGUAGCAGAAAUAGUGAGUUGCUAUCUAAAAAGUCAUGAGAUUGACUGAAAAAUUGUGAGACUGAGAAAUUUUCAGGUUUGCUCAUUAAUAUGACCAGGGUUAACUUUAACAACACUACAAAAUAAUCAAUAGAUAUUCAAUUUUAUGAUAGUAUGCAUUUAUAUUUUGUUAAUAUAACCGUAAAUGCAAGGCUUAUUAAAAACAGGCUGUUUUUCCUUUAUGGCUUUAGUAGUUUCCACUGUACAAGAAAACUAUGAGUAAUAUUAGGACUAACAGGACAAUAAACUUAGCAGAACAUGCCAGCUUUUACUUUGUAACACAAACAUCACACAUACAAAAUUCUGGCGUUGUACAUUGCGCAUUCAGAGGUGCAUUAUUAAUACACUAAUGAAGUGUGACAUUUCCUUGGAAGAGUGUGCCUUAUUGUAACUAAAUGUUGCGCUUUUCGAUGAUUUCAUAAGUUCCGAAAAUUGUGAGAUUUGGGGACUUAAUCGUGAGAUCAUGAGAAAGCAUCAAAAAUUGUGAGUCUCACGAUUAAAUCGUGCGACUUGGCAGGUCUGCAAACCCAGCAGACGGUCUUUCCCACUUGAGCGUCUGCCAUGCAGGCUAGAAAAUGAGUUCAUUUAACUGAGUUUAAGUUUCCCACUUAUUGGAAUGUUUUGCUGAUUAUUUGUAUCAAAUUCAUGAAUUUUAUUGUUCUAGAGGUUUAUCAAGUGUUGUGAGAAAAUGUGUACACAAAGCGUCGGGUCAGGAGUAUGCGGUGAAGAUUGUGGAUAAAUUGAGUGAUCACGGAAGCUGUGAUAUUGGAGAAGUCACAAAAAAUGAAGCUGACAUUUUAAAGACAUUGUCUGGGCAUAAAAACAUUAGUAAGCUGCAUUUUGAUUUACUCUAAUCCCAGUAAUACCAUGGAUAAUAAAAUAAAUGGAUAGGAAAUAGUUAGCUUUCAAUGGGCUGAUGGUGUGAUUGGAUGUUGAAACCUAGUUGCAAACCAAAUUCUCAAAAACGGCAUGUUUAGCAAUAAUACAGCUAAACAUUUUAGUCAAAGAGCAAAUGAAAGCGAAACAACAAAAAUGCAGAGAACUUUGCAAUACGUGUGACAUAUUGUGUAUUGUGACGUAUUGUGUAUUGUGUCAACAAUCAAUAGUAGACUUGCUUUAUUACGCAGGAUUAAACCCUUUUUAACUAAGGACUGUGCUCUUCGUUUCUAUAACUCCUGUAUUAAUUCAAGUCUUAUCUACUGCUCUGUAACUUGGGGAAACUGCUCAAAAACACUUUUACUUCGCAUUCUUCGACUGCAAAAGCGUGCAGCACGUAUUAUUCUAGACGCUGACUUUUCUACUCUUCUGUUCUUUUUUCCCAGAUUCGAAUAAUCCCAAUUUUUGAUCUUGUUAAAUUUAGGAAGCUUCUCUUACUAAUUAACAUUCUCACAAAUCCCAGUGCUCCAUCUUCAUUUAAGCAAAUGUUUAAAUUCUUAUCUUCUAUUCGACAACGGGCUCUGACUAGAGCUUGCGCAUAUGACCUUCAACCCCCCUUCCCGCGUACUGACUCUGGUAAAUGAACAUUUCUGUACAGUGCUUCCAUUCUUUUUAAUUGCUUAGAUAGCGAUUGUAAGCAACUUGCUGCUUCGCCAUCUUGCUCUUCAUAUACUAACGCCAAACAAAAAAUUUGUAAAAUCUUUCUUAACAAGCUUACCCUUACUAACCAUAUCGAAGAUCUAUUUUGUAUAAAUUGUAAAUAUUUACUAAAUUGUAAUUGUAUUCAUUACUAAUUAUUCUUUUUCUCAAAUGUAAAUAGUCGUAAUCCUUAAUACUUUUUAUGCCUGUAAAUAUCAAAUAGUGCGAGGGCCGUAUGUUAGAUAACUUUUACGGUUAAUACGUUUUCCCUCGUGAAAUAAAGUUUCUAUUCUAUUCUAUUCUAUACAUCUCAGCUGCUUUGGUUAAGCUCCUUAGCAAGAAACCCAACAAAACUGAGUACAAGAGAAUUGAUAUGAUGUUAUGUUCUACCAGUCAGCAGAUAGAGAGUUACAAUGUGAAGGUCUCCAAUGUUCAAGGAACUUUCGUAAUGAAUAUUCAAGCAAGCAAAGUUGACAAGGGGGUACUGUUGUCUCUACCAAACCCACAUUACAGUAAAAUCAUCAGUCAGUAUGAGCAUUUGAAAGAAGUGUCAAUGGACGAUAACAACACUAAGCCGGAAUUACCUAUUUCAAUUAUAUUGGGAGCUAGUGAUUACUCAAGAAUAAAGAGCAAAACACAACCCAAGCUCGGACAGCCCGGAGAGCCUGUUGGAGAACUCACAACACUCGGUUGAACUAUUAUGGCAGCUGGCGAAGAAGCAGAUCUCAGCAGUGACUACUUCACUAAAUCUUCAGCAGCAAAUUAUGAACAGCCAUGCAGCCUGGAUGUACUUGGCCUCCAAGAUCAACCUAAUGAAAGCCAACAAUUGGUGUACCAAGACUUCAAGCAACAACUACGACACAGCGAAGAAGGCUGGUACGAAACCGGGUUACUAUGGAAACCUAGACAUGACGAGCCUUUACCAACCAACAAAUCCAACAGUUUGGGACGGUUGAAAAAUGCUUGACCAAGAUUAGUUGAAGGAGGGAUUGUUGAGAAAGUAACCGAUGAUGCGGUGAAGAAUGCGUACUACAUUCCACACAAACCUGUCAUCAGGAAGGCAGCGGAAUCCACUGAGAUAUGGAUUGUCUACGAUGCAUCUGCUAAGGCCUCGGAGAGCAGUCCAUCGUUGAAUGAUUGCUUGGAGACAGUCCUCCCUUGCAGAACUUGUUGUGGGAUGUACUUGUCAGAAAUCACCUGAAACAUGCAGCCCUGUCUGCAGACAUCAAACAAGCAUUCCUACAAGUAAGAAUUCGACCUGAGGAUAGAGAUUCGCUCAGGUUUCACUGGAUUAAGGACAAAAAGAAGUUGACAACAGCAUUUGGAAGCAACAAUCCAACAGCAUUUGGAAGUUAUAGGCGAAAAAUACCCCUCAGAAGUUGAAGAGAUAAAGUGAAGCCUCUAUGUUGAUGACAUUAUCUCAGGUGGAGAAAGCAGAGAUGGUGUACACAAAGUGAAAGGAACGGUGACGGAGAUAUUUGAAUAG